This is a messenger RNA of Pelodiscus sinensis (Chinese soft-shelled turtle), 13213 nucleotides long. Its product is annotated as potassium voltage-gated channel subfamily A member 2. The record is from RefSeq and is a predicted model, not a curated record. Gene Ontology annotation, cellular component: voltage-gated potassium channel complex; axon terminus; dendrite. Lineage: Eukaryota; Metazoa; Chordata; Testudines; Trionychidae. Gene Ontology annotation, molecular function: delayed rectifier potassium channel activity; protein binding. Gene Ontology annotation, biological process: protein homooligomerization; action potential; potassium ion transmembrane transport.
UGCAGGGAGGAGGAAAGUGGGGAGGGGGGAGACGUGGUGUAAAUGUUAAUCUUCCCUAAUGCAGGCCUGUUAAAAAAGGGUUAAGUGAAGCAGUUGAAUGCUGCAAGCCUUGUCAGGGUUGUACUAUUUUCUCUAGUGCCUAAGGAGCAGGGUGAGGAGAAUGGGGAGGAAAUGGGAGAUUUCAAACAAAAGGGGGAUGGGGAGCAAAGCCUGCCAGGUGGAUAAUGAAGAGACAGAGCAAGAGGCAUAAUUGCCCAGGCUCAUGCAGAAAUCGCUGCUUAGGAACCUAGGAGCAAAGGGUUAUAUUCCAGUUGACUCCCCUCCCUAGUUCUCUAAUCCUGGCUCAAAGUAGCAAGCCCGGCUGCUGUCUGCUGCUGAAGAAGGGAUGCUGGAGAUUCUCUCUUUGGGAGGAAAAUGGUUGGUUGGACUUCCCUGCAAUGCAAAACACUGUCCUCCAAAGCAGCGUCCCAGCUGGCUGGGAUUAUCUGGGUUUGACCAUGCUACAUGCAGCCAUGCUGUGCUGGGGAUUUGGGCAUGAAGGUCUCAGGGACAAUUUCUGGCCGCAGAAGUUGAGCUCCCGUGGGGCUGAGGGGGCGUUGUUUGGAGAGCAAAGCUCAAGAGACAAUGCUGAGCAUCACACCCGGCUGUCAACUGAAGCCUCUGCGAAGACGCUAGUGCAUGAGAGUCCGGUAGCAGGCUUCACCCGUGGAGGGGCGGCGUGACUGCGAAGCUGGCGCAGCGAUAGAGGCGCUGAUCAUGGCAGGGGGCAGGAUCCGCUGGUGAGGAGAAAGACGAUCGAGAUCACAUUGCGCAGCACCCGGUGCCAGGCUGCCCCUGCGACCCCCGGCGCUAAUUCCCACGUGCAGGGUGGAUUUGUUUUAUGCGAGGGGCCGCCAGGCAGGCGACAGACAGAGAUGUAGCUCGGUUUUUAACGUGGCCACGGGUGCUCUCAGUCCUUCGCUCUUGUUGCAAUCCAGAGCAGUGAGGACUCAUAAAACAGCCUGCAGGAGGAAGAAGGUUGCCUCUAGGAACUGGGGCUUUAGAGCAACCUCCAGCUCUUUACCUUCCUGCUGUUUUUUCCAGGCAGCGCCACACCUCCGGAGGACACUGGGGACAUCAGGGUUUGUGCUGAUCUUAGCAUCUUUCUACCAUCACAGAGAGAGCUUCAGAAAGACACUCAUCGGCUGUGAAGUAAGGAACUGCUACGGCCCUCAAGAGGCUUUUCCUUCUUUGCCUGACCAAACCCACCUCAUUCCCAGACCUCUCCGCUCCUUCCCCCCACCCUUCCUACAAUGACUCACCAUUCUUUUGAACUUCGAAGAGAGGAACUUAUGGCGAUUUUGGAAGCCUGUAUUUCUCUCUAGGAUUUCCCCCGAGUCAAUUAAGCUGUGUCAGUAAGAGACACUGAGAUUUGCUUCUCCAGGCUAAAGUAUUUCCCUUUCCUGAUCAUCCCUCUGAAUUUUCAUGAGCUGCUUCCAAACCUAUGAACUUGUCCUUUCCCAGGAUAGCAGCCUUCCCCUGGAUCCGAUCCCACCAUCAGGCGCCGGAAGAGCUUAGAUUAAGGCUUGCUUUUAAACCUAAAUAUGACAGUUGCUACUGGAGAUCCCACAGAUGAAGCAGCAGCCUUGGCAGGCCAUCCGCAGGACACCUAUAACCCUGAAACGGAUCAUGAGUGCUGCGAGCGGGUGGUCAUUAACAUCUCAGGGCUGCGCUUUGAAACCCAGCUCAAGACUCUAGCUCAGUUUCCAGAGACCUUACUAGGGGACCCAAAAAAGAGAAUGAGAUAUUUCGAUCCUCUCCGUAAUGAGUAUUUUUUUGACCGGAACAGACCCAGUUUCGAUGCUAUUUUGUACUAUUACCAAUCGGGUGGUAGGUUGAGGAGGCCAGUUAAUGUGCCCUUGGACAUCUUCUCGGAGGAGAUCAGGUUCUAUGAACUUGGGGAAGAAGCCAUGGAGAUGUUUCGAGAGGAUGAAGGCUACAUUAAGGAAGAAGAAAGACCUUUACCGGAGAACGAGUUUCAGAGACAAGUGUGGCUGCUAUUCGAGUAUCCAGAAAGCUCAGGGCCGGCUAGGAUUAUAGCUAUUGUCUCCGUCAUGGUGAUUUUAAUCUCCAUUGUGAGCUUUUGCCUGGAAACCCUGCCUGUUUUUCGGGAUGAGAACGACGACAUGCAUGGCAGCGGGGUAAGCCACCACCCUUAUUCCAACAGUACCAUGGGCUAUCAGAAGUCCACCUCUUUCACAGACCCUUUCUUUAUAGUAGAGACUCUUUGCAUCAUUUGGUUCUCCUUCGAGUUCCUGGUAAGGUUUUUCGCCUGCCCCAGCAAGGCCGGGUUUUUUACCAACAUCAUGAACAUCAUUGACAUUGUCGCCAUCAUCCCCUAUUUCAUCACCCUAGGAACUGAACUGGCUGAGAAACCAGAGGAUGGCCAACAAGGGCAGCAGGCCAUGUCCCUGGCUAUCCUCCGAGUCAUCCGCUUGGUGCGGGUUUUUAGGAUCUUCAAACUAUCCAGGCACUCCAAAGGGCUGCAGAUCCUGGGGCAGACACUCAAGGCCAGCAUGCGAGAACUAGGCCUCUUGAUAUUCUUCCUCUUCAUUGGUGUCAUCCUCUUCUCCAGUGCCGUCUACUUUGCAGAAGCUGAUGAGAGCGAGUCUCAGUUUCCCAGCAUCCCGGACGCAUUCUGGUGGGCUGUGGUUUCCAUGACCACAGUUGGCUAUGGAGACAUGGUCCCCACCACCAUCGGUGGGAAAAUAGUUGGCUCCUUGUGCGCCAUUGCGGGUGUGUUAACGAUUGCCUUACCAGUGCCGGUCAUAGUGUCCAACUUCAACUACUUCUAUCACCGCGAGACGGAAGGAGAGGAGCAAGCCCAAUAUUUGCAAGUGACCAGCUGCCCAAAGAUCCCUUCUUCCCCUGACCUAAAGAAAAGCAGAAGUGCCUCCACUAUUAGUAAGUCUGAUUAUAUGGAGAUACAGGAAGGUGUAAACAACAGUAAUGAAGACUUUAGAGAGGAGAACUUGAAGACAGCCAAUUGCACCCUGGCUAACACAAAUUACGUUAAUAUCACCAAAAUGCUAACCGAUGUCUAGCCCUUACCGCCUGGUAACCUAUUUAAAGCUGAAGUGGAACAAUUGCAGUUAUUGCAUAAUACCCUGCAUUGUAGUUAAUACAGUAUGUUCUACAGCCUGCAUUUGGUUCUGCAUGGGAAGCAAUAGUUGUGUAAGUGACUUUCUAACUUUUUAUUUAGACAGCGAAUAAGCCUUCAUGCACAAAUUGUUUUUUUUUUUUUUAACAUCACAAGUUUAUGGGUUUCCAGAGCUAUGGAACACAUAGGCAUUCAAAACAAAAUCACAUCACUUGCAAUCCCAGGGAUCUUGAACAAAAAAGUCUGUGGAGAAACCUCAUGUAAACAACAGUACCCAUAAAUGUCAAGCAGAAAAAGCAUUUCAUUGCACUCAGCAUACAAAAUUAUAUCCCAAGGAAAUAGCACACAUCUAGCUUCCAAGCUUAUGGAUUCAUAGGAAUAGGUCAUGCUUGGUUUAAUUAAAGGAGCAUACAGCCAGGAGUCCGAAUUCCUGUAAGGUUCAGAUUUCUGCAAUACAUCAUGCAGGCUUGUGUUUCAUAACUGAAAAUGCUGCAUGCAGCAAUGGCUUUACCCACUGCAGUGUGAGACCUGGGGAGAGACAAUUAGCAUGGCAGAACUCUAGUUAGUAAGUCUUCAAUUUUCUAUGCCGGUGAUAGGAAGGGACACAUAACAAAUCAAGAGCCUGCGUUUUUUCUGGUUUUUUUUUUUAAGAUGACACUUCCAUCUUCACUAUUUCAAGGGUCACCAAAGACACAUCUACUGACACAUUCAAAAUGAGUUGAAAAAAGCAUCUUUUUUUAGAAUACCGGAGCAAACUCUGCUGUGGCCUAUAAUAUAUUUAUACUGCAGUGAAAUGUAAUCAGUAAUACAGUACUGCUGCAUGGAUAUUUGUUGCAUGAGUCUGAAUAACGAAUAUACAUACAAAUAUCUAUUUUCUUAGUAGACCAUACAGUAUUCAUGUUUAUAGUGUUUAUAGAUUCUCCGAAGGCUUGGAGGAGAUUCAUGGAAGUAAAACAAAACAAAACACAGAAACAAGGCUGGGUUAAAGAUACUGACUAAAUGUAAGAAGCAAGGCAAAGGUUGCUGGGUUCUUCCUGGUAUUCACAGGCCUGGAGCACAGAACUGGGCAAGUGAAGGAAGGAGAGCUGAAAGUUAAGCACCUGUGCUCAUCACAUGAGGUGGAACUAGCAAUUAAUCUUGGUGUCACAAGCAGGACUCUGCAGCUGACCAGAGAUGGCACAAAGGACAGGUGGCACUGUGUGUUAAAGAACUCCUGACGCUAUUGUUCUGCAACCAUCAGCUGCAUUAUACAAUAUUGUGUUGCCUCUAGAAUGAUCAGGACAGCUUCUCAGCUGGUGUGAAUGGGCUCUGUCAGAAUCAGAGCCAGGGACACCGGCGAAGGACUGAGCUGGACGUAUGUAAUUUAUAUGUGAUAUCCAUGCAAAUGUGGUAUGAGCUUAUGCACUAUAACACGGGCACAAGGCAAUUUAUGGGCCAGAUCCUCCCUGGUGGAAACUGGUUUGUGUAUAUGUGAUAGAAGAGUUCAGGGUGUACUGGAACGCUGCUGCCCUGUGGGUGACCUCUGCUCCAAAACAAUAUGCCAAACAGCCAGCAACACUUGGGCAGCAUGGCUCGUGCUCUGCACUCACUGAGAUGGUCAGUGGAGGUGGAAGCUGGCCCCUUGCUUUUAAUCACUGGGCAAGAGUUUCCCAUCAUUCCCGAGCUCUACCUUCUAGCGCAUCCUUUGAAAAUGCACCUGGGCCCUAACUGUGUGGCAGCGUUGGGCAGCCUCUGCCGAGCCCUGCCAACCCAGAGUAGAACUGCCUCCUGUUGUGCUGGACCAUGAAUGCCCACCCUGGCUGAAGCAUCCUUUGCAAAGAGUCAGCAUAAGGCCUGGGCAGCAAUUCAGAGCCACAGGCUGAAUGUGACGCCCUGCUUUGCACAGGGUGAAUGCAGGGGAUGGGUCUAACAGCUGGUCCAGCCAUUCCUUAGAUCUUGGAGCCCCUAUUCUGUAUUGGCCUAGUCUCCAAUCCCACCACCUCCCCAUCUCCUUGGGUUGCCAGGGGGUUCUGCCUGCAUAAAGACCUCAGGGUUUCCUCUAUUCCCUUUACAAUUCCCAUUUUAUUCUGGACUAGAUGGGAGCCUCCCACGAGUGUUUCUAGUGGAUUAUAUCGAUCAGCCCCUGCUUCAUGCACAGCCUUCUUUGGCUCCCAUUUUCCCAUGCUUUCCGUGGCCAGAAGCGGAGCUGACAAUCUCAACAGCAGCAGAAGAGAAGGGAAAUUCCCCAUCAUUUGAUAAACCAUCCAAAAGAAGGGACCUCCUCCUCCUGUGGGUGCUGUGGCCAGCUGUCAGAUCUGUAGAGCAGAUCUCAGCCUCUAGCUAGCUGGCCAGCGACGAUUUACCUUUUCUCAGGCCUCAGUCCUGGGAGGCAUUUAAGGGUGCACGUAACAUUACGCACAUGCUGAACUGGCCUUAAGGGCCCAUCGACUUCAAUGCACUUUGGGUCUGGCACAUUCUAAUGUCCCUGGUCAAAUCCAGGUACUACUGUAGUCCACAGCAAUGGUUCCAAAGAUGGCCCUGAUCCUGAGUCUCCUCUCCCUUCCAUUCGGAUCAGUGUCAGGCCACUGAUCUGAAUGAAGUGACUCCUGAUUUUCACCUGUACAAGCAGUGCAGAUUGACUCAGUAGAACUGGGAUGAGAGAACCUUCUGCAGUCGGGGUAAAAGGGCCUGCCAGGUGCAAAGCCCUUCGGUGGCAGUGCAUGGCGCUCAGCACCGGGCUGCAGUUGAUGGCGCGGGACCAUUUUUAAGCAUGAGGAUGCUGACAUACCCUUUACCCCAUUCUCUCCCCACCCAGCUGAGGCCAGGAGCAAAGCUCUGGUGUGUGGGGCAGCCCCCGGGACCCUGGGCCCGGUGCUAGCAGCAGAACUCCCAACACACAGGGGCAAAGCAGAGCUGCUGGCAGCGGAGCCCCCAGAACACAGGGCAGCAGCUGGGUCCUCAGGCGCAGGGCUGGCAGCAGAGCCCAUGAUACGUGGGGAGGCAGCUGGGACUUGGAGCGCUAGGCGAGACCGGGAGCCCAAAGGCGCUGCAGCAGCCCCGCACCCCCAUGUAUGGCUGCACUACUGAAAAUAAGGGUCUUAAUUCUCCUGCUUCAUUUGUGCAGCAAUGAACAAAAAAAGGACGUAUUUUGUCUCCUUCAUUUACACCCAGCCAUUUUUACCUCUAACAGCGUGAUAUUAGAAAACAAAAGCAAUAAGCCUAAUUAAAAGAAUCAUUAAAUAAUACGUAUUCUGUAGCAAUGGUGCUAAAAAAGUGCCACUCACAGCUCAGUGCCAAUUCCCCAUGAGGCCAGCCGGCUGAAAUCAAUCGAAGGGUCUUAUUCGUCCCCAUCGCUGUAGCAUCUCAGCACCCGGGAGUCUGUCAUGUAUUUACCCUGACAGCACCCCGUACGGUAGAGCAAUAUAUUAUCUCCAUUUUGCAGAGGGGAAACUAAGGCAGAGACAGAGAGGUCCAGAUUUCUAAAGGCACCUAGAGAUCUUGCCAUUUGGUGGGAUUUUCUACAUGCUUAGGCACCAAACUCCCAUUGACCUCUGUAUCUUUGGGUCCAUCUAUGUGCCAUUGUCAGUCCGGUCUCUGGGGACCCAGAACUGUGAACUUGCUGGUUCCAAGCCUGUGUCUGAGUCCACAGUAAACCUGGAUUUACAAUUGCUGGACCCUGGACUCACAGCCACGCUAACUUGUCCAGGCUGCAUUCUGCAGACUUCUGACUUGAAUCUGCGGUGGGAGUUGCAGCUACACUGCAAAAUAACAGGGCUUGGACCAAAGUUGCAAGGGGACUCAAACUUUGACCAGCCCUCAGCAGAAUCCUAGAUGGGUUCUGAGUGUCUAGUGACCUGAGUCAGACUGAUUUGUGUGUGGACAGAAAAGGGGCUUGAGCUCAGACCUGAAUCAGUGCCCAGGUUUGCUGUGCAAUGUAGCUGGUGUCUAAAAACCUUUGAGGUUGUGGGCCUAUGUGACUUGCCCAGAGUCAUUCAGGACAUUUGUGGUGGAGGAACUGAUGCCCAGGCUAUGUCUAGACUGCAGGGCUUUUCUGGGAUAGCAGAGGUAUCCCGAAAAAACUCUGCCGCAUCCAAAGAAGGCGUCCGCUUUUUCGGAACAGUUUCUGCAAAGGUGGACGUGUUCUUUCGGCUUCCCUGUCUUCCUCUCAGUGAGAGGAAUGAGGGAUAUUCCAAAAGAGGAGGGUUUUUUUUCUUAAAUUUGGCCCCAUGUAGACAGGCCAAAUUUCGGAAAAGCCUCUUUCGGAAAAAAAAGCAGAAAAAGAUACGCAAAUUAAAUGAUCUUUUCUGACUUUUUUCUGCAGUGUAGACGUAUCCCCAGAGAGACGAGGUAAAAUAAAAGUGCCGUAGACUCUAACUUUCAAUAAAGCAUACGGUACUUUUUUCAGAAGUGCCUAAACCCUCUUGGCUUCCAAUGGGACUUAGGAUCCUGAGUUACCCUAAUUGACUCAUCCACGCUAUGUGGUCUUGAAUACCAGCAAGUGCUGAAGCCAGUAUAUUACUUUUCCUCUUGGCAGUUUGCUCUUUUGGUCCUCAUCAAUAGAGCCCUGCAGAUCCGUGGCCAUCGGCUAUAUAGCUGUGGGUAUCCAUAUCCUCGGAGGCUGAGGCAAAGAUCCGUGGCUCAUUCUUGUGGAUAGAGAUGUGGAUACAAAAUGUUGUAUCAGCGCUUGUCUCUAAUAAUUAAUCUUAAUAAGCACAUUGGGGAUGGCCUUCACGCCUGCCCCCCAAAAUAGAAGACGUCACAUGGUCUGUACUGCUUUUGUUGAGGACUUAGGUGGCUUAAAGGUCUCAUGCUGAUCCUUUGCCCAGAGGCAGAGAGUGUCCCAGGUGAGUCAGAACACCAGGAACUGGUCCGAUAAUUGGUUUGCCCAAGUGCAGAUUACAGACUCCAGUGUUUUGGGCUGUUGCUGUAGAGUGCUGGAAGACAUCACAGCGGAGCGGCAAGUGCAGUUCUUCCACAUAGCCUCUGUUUUAGGGUGCUGUUGGUUUUCUCAUGAGCCAACUGAGAUCAAAUGUAGAUCAGCCCAACCCUUUCUCUAGCAGACUCCAUCAAUGCCCUUUCUCCAAAUAGGCUGCGCAUCCAAGGAGUUCGGUGAAUAUUACAGUAAUGCUCCCUGGAGCCAGGAGCUAUGGAUUCAGCCUUUCUCUUGCCUUGAGCUAGAUUAAAAUCAUUGCUACCUGGCUCAGGGCUCUGAGAGGGAGGAAGGAACCUAUAUGGUUCAUGAGCUGCAGUAGGCUAAAUUUGAAACCAGGCAAGGUGCCUGCAAGAAAGCCUGGGGCAGCCUGCUCUGGGGGCUUGAAGAGUCUGCAGGGGGCUCCCUGGGAAGAGUGCACUGAUGAUCAGGGAGUAUGGCAAGCAGAAGGCCCAAAUGUAGCCCAUGCAUAAAGAGAUUAGACACCUAUUGACUUCAGUACUCAGGGACUUGGGUAUCAUUCCUGGCCACUUGUGUGACUUGGAAGAAGUGUUCAAAAGUGGCAGCUGUUUUGAGUUUGAGAGACUUCAGGCCUGAUUUUCAGGGGUCCCGAGUAUCCCAAACAUCUUUGACGUCCCCUGGAAAUGGAAAUCAGGCCCCUAGUGUCUCACACCGCACACCGCAUAAUGGUAGCACUAAGUGCACGCACAAUAGGCUGGCAAACUGGUGAAAAUUCCUGUCACAUCCUAGCUGAUAGGAAAAUAUAUCUCAGUGUAUAGAACUGUGGCUUAUAGGCUUUCUCAGAAGUAUAUAUCUCUGCAGUUAGUUUUAGGUCCUUUUCCAAGGCCUACUCUAAUACUAGGUCUAUCAGGAAAAAGAUCCCAAGAAUGGUGUUACGCACAUAUAGCAUGUGGGUGUAUAAAUAUGGGCAUAUUUGUGCAUAAAUACACAGAAGGAAAGAAAAAGACAGAGGAGGGAAUAUUUCAGAAAGGGACUUGUUUUGUGACCAAGUGGUUCCUAGGUGAAACACUGAAAUUACUACCAACAUCUCCUAGACUUUCUGGAAUUCGCAAUGCACUUAGAGGUGGGCCCAAACUGAGAAAGAAAUCUGGAUCCAAAUUUGAAAUAGGUUGAACCAAACACCUUCCCCUCUCAAAUAAUGAGAGUAUUCAGAUCCUGGCCUUACAGCUGUUCUUUCUCUUUCUGUAGCAGAGGGAACAAACCCCCCAGUAUCCUGGAAACGUUGUGAGAUUGCCAGUCUAUGAGUUGGGCCCAUUUCUAGUGUGUAUGUAACUAGGUAGGUAAAUCCAAACCAAUGAUUUAAGGGAUUUGUUUGUGUUGCAAGAUACAUCAACUGCAUCAAAUUAUAGUGGUCAUGAAAAAAUCUCUUGAGGUAGAUAUUACUGUGGGUUAUUGGAUUUAUCAGCAACAGAGCAUGUGAUUUCCUACAAUUGUGAAUUUCAACCCUGUAAGGUUUGAAUGUCUUAAUGGUCCCAUCUGUCUUGGCGGUCACUCACUAACGAGCGAGACAUCUUCCUGUCACCCUCCUCUUCGUGCAUCCAUUGAUGGCUGACCAGCCCGAUUCUGGAGCCACAGGUCUUACCGCAGACGGGGCAGGUGCUGGUGGCUGUUGGAUGGGCACAGCACAGUUUUUGUCCCUUUUUUCUCCUUCAUCACCUCUCUUUCAUCUGCGUGGCAGUGAGACCUCUCACAUUGUGCCACCCGCUCAUGGAUUACUGCUCUCCACUGGGGAUGGUCCCGGGCAAGAUUCUUCCAAGUGUUGACACCGAUGCUGCACUUUUUCAUGUUUGCCUUCAGCAUGUCCUUAAAUCGCUUCCUCUGGCCCCCAGCAUGCCUCAGUCCUUCCUUCAGCUCGGAAACAAAUGUUUUGGGAGGUGCUGUUCAUGCACCCGGAGCACAUGGCCAGUCUAGCAAAGUUGUUGGCCGAUGAUGACUUUAUGGUGUCCCAUAACACCAUAAAGAAGGACGCUCAUGCUUCCUUCCUCCGAACCCUCACACCAGGGAGAGUUGGAGCAGAACUCAGGGAUGGAUGCAUAUACCUAAGAAUGCAGAAUACAGCAUGGAUAGCACAUAUAUAGAGCUGUGGAGAAGUAAUCCUCUGGAGCGUAUUCUACUCAGGACCCUCAACAUUUUUCCACCUAUGUGCAGAAUAAAUUUUGUUAUGUGCACUGAGACAUGCACAUAUACACAAUCAGUAGAAACACAUGCUGCUGGUUGUGGGUGCUCUGCGAAUCAGCUGGGUGGUACUGGACUCUCUCUUGGGUGACCUCCCAAGCACUCAGCUUACAGGGAACGCUGCCCAGGAUCCUGUGAAUUUUCCAGGGAGCAUCACUACAGUUUCUAAUGCUCCUCAGAGCAGAGUUAGUUACCUCCCCACAUCCUCCAUCGCUGAAGGGGGUACAAUCUGUGUAUGUGCCAAGGAGAGGACCAGUUAACCAUGCUGCCAGGGGUGGGGGGCAAUGAAGAGGGAACUAGCCAAGAUCUGUAAGUUUAGGCCUAGUAUUCAUCAUGGAUCUGAAAGCUCCACAUAAGCAAGGGACCGCUCCUUCCUCACACACCUUGUAGCUGCUAAUGUCUUCCCCAGAGCAGAGAACUCUCUUCCCUUUGACCAGCGCUUGUUGCUGCAGCUUUUAAUUUCUACUGUGGUAGUGUCCAGGGAUUCCAAGCAGGGAUCAGGACCCCUUUCCACUACACACUCCUGGAGCAAAUACCACAGAGACAGGUCCUGCCCCAGACACCUGACUGUCCCCUAAUGGGAACACUAAGCUCUCAAUACUUCAGUCCAAGGGAGCAAACCUUACCCUCUGUUUGAUCUUAUGCUGAAAUGCUGCCUGCCCUCUCCCCCUCCCACUGCCUCCCGGGCGCUGUGUGAACUGUAGUGCAUCGGCCGCACACUGCCAAGAUAAGAAUCGUCUCCCAGCUGGCUCUGCAUUAGAACAUGUCUCAGCUCUUCCAAGCUGCAGUCACGAUCUUGGCAUCCCUCCCAGCAUGCUGCUGCCUGGACACCCUCCCUUCCGAUCGAGGGGAGCUGCAGGUGCUGAGAUCUUGGCAGCAGCGCAUCGUAAGACAUUCGGUCAGACUCCGAGCGGCUCUAAAUUGGUGCCAUUGUAGCUGCACCAAUUUACAUCAGCUGAGCAUCUGGCCUGCAGCUCCUGGAAAGGUGGCCACAUAUAAAUUCCUUCAUUCAUGUUUCUCUUCCUGGGUAUGUUUUGGCUUCAAGGCGAUGUUGAAUGUAGCAAUGUAACAAUGGUUUCAUUCCAAGGUCUGAGUGUGUAGAAAUAUAGAUGGAAACUGCAAAUUAUUUCAAAACUUGCAUGGCUUUUUUUAACCAAGCAUAACAACCACAAUUAGUAGUUUGCACCUGCUUCCCUAGUGCCCGAGACUUUGUAGAUGUUUUACAAUGUCAAAUUACGAUUCAAGCUAAAAAAAAAAAGAUAUUGGCUUAAAUAAGCAUGUGUUGCCUAAUUUGAGAGAAUCAAUACGAAGAGGAAACCCAAGAAAGACUUGUAAUAAUGAUGCUGGAAUAGAACCUUUUGUCUCCAUGGUUACUGGAGAAAUGGCACCAAUAAUGGAGAGAGGCCUGUAAACUGUGGAAGGAGGGCUCAUGGAAAUUUCAACUCAUUUAACCAUGUGUUUGCUAGACAACAUUUUAGACACCAGCUGUAUCUGAUUUGCACAGUCUGUAUAGACUCUAACAUUUAUAUUGAUGGCCCAGCAGUGACAGGACACUGUUAGCUGAGAGAUGCGAAGUCAAUAAGAGACGUUUGUAUAUAGAUAUACAUAUAUCUGUGUAAAUAUAUAUUAUGAAUGAACAUUUGCUGUCUGGUUUAUCAUGAGUGUACAUAAUUUAUUCUUCAUAGAGUAUCACAAAUUUUGUAAAUAUCAGCAACAAUUAACAAAAAAUAUGUAUAUUAUUGAGGAUUUAUUUUGGCAUCGGUCCUGGGUGGAAAACAAAGAAAAGCAAAUAAAUUUUGGACAUACGUGUCAUUUUCUGUGUAUUUUGAAUGGUAAAAGAUAUAGGAUUCUCCCUCCUCAGAAAUGUUCCUGCAGCAGUCAGUUGCAUACUCCUGAAAACAAUGGAAGUGGCUUAAAUGAAUCAAAUAUUCAGGCUAUGCAUAAGAAAGAUAUAGAGUGUGAUCUGAUUUCCUCCAAAGAGUUAUCAUGAUGUAAAAUGAAGGUAUGUGACAACUGUGUCUUUGAAAAUUUGAGCUGAGGUGUUUGCAUUGUAUUGUUGCCAUCCACCAGAGGUAUUUUAGCACAGGUGCUGAGUUGCCUCUUAGAAAGAACCCGUAGGAGAAAUAAUGUUAGUUCACUGUGGGGAUGUCUAGCCUACAGGGUUUUUUCGUAAAAAGUGACCUUUCUUCAAAAAAACUUCCCCUGCGUCUAGAUUGCUGCCGUGUUCUUUCAAAAGUAAAUCGAAAGAACGCGGCAGUUUUUUCGCCUGCGGAAAACCUUGUUUUACGAGAAAGAACGCCUUUUUUCCAAAGUGCUCUUUUGAGAAAAGGCGCUCUGUAAUGCAAACUGUGCUUUUUUGACAGAGCAUCCAGACUGCCUGGGCGCUCUCUUUCGAAAAAGUGGCUUGUUUUUUCGAAAGUACUGGUUGUCGUCUAGAUGCUCUUUUUCGAAAGAGGCUUGCAGUCUAGUCGUAGCCUGCAUGGGGCUGUUGCAAGGAAAGUGUUGUCGAUUCUUUGUAAUAUAGUAGAACGUAUCGGUCCCAGCUGAGAUUUGGCUCCCAUUGUGCCAGGCUCUGUACAAACACAUACACUGGAGUUUUCAAACAAUCCCCAAAUUCUAGGCUCCUGACUCUAUGCUCUAUGGUAUUAGUACAAGACAGCCUCUGCUCCAAAUGGCUUUCAGUUUUAAUGGGCAAGACACACAAAGGAAGUGAGAGGCACAACGGUGCAGUAACUCACAGUUCUAGCAAUUAAACCUACGAUUUCCUGCUUCCUACCUCACAGCCCUAACCAUAGGCACACACUGCUUUGCCAUGCCAAGUGUUAGUAUAUGGAUCUACUCAGUGUUCUGUUUAAAUGGGGAGGGGCGGCUUCUGACAUGCUGAUCUUGUUCCUAGAAGGAAUCACAUCUUAGGUGACAAAAGUGCCUGGGACCUUGCAGAGAGUGUGACAUUUUAUUCUAAAAUACUG